Molecule: messenger RNA, 342 nt
Organism: Brugia malayi
Lineage: Eukaryota; Metazoa; Nematoda; Chromadorea; Rhabditida; Onchocercidae
Exons: 2
Coding region: 1-342 (113 amino acids)
Biological process (GO): regulation of apoptotic process
Source: RefSeq, a predicted model, not a curated record
AUGUCUGCUGAUUCUCAAACGUUACCUUGUUCACGUCCGUUAGCUGAUAGUCGUAUUGAGCAAAGCUAUCACUUGGAUCAGUUACGAUCAAAAUUAGCUCGUCUUGAUAUGCGUGAUCUAGUUCCACAAUUGGUUGCACGACAAGUGUUACGCUCACAAGAAAUGAGUGCAGUGUAUUCUGAGGAAAAACGUGAAGAUCAAGUGGACAAAUUAAUUGAAAUAUUGAAAACGAAGAAUCAUUGGCUUGGACCAUUGAUCGAUGCAUUGAUAAGAAAUGGACAAGCUACAUUAGCAAAGGAAUUAUUGGCAAUAAACAAUACAAAAACCAACAAAUCUACUUGA